This is a messenger RNA of Physella acuta, 1524 nucleotides long. Its product is annotated as neuronal acetylcholine receptor subunit alpha-10. NCBI's taxonomy places the organism in Eukaryota, Metazoa, Mollusca, Gastropoda, Physidae. Gene Ontology annotation, cellular component: postsynaptic membrane. Gene Ontology annotation, molecular function: acetylcholine-gated monoatomic cation-selective channel activity; transmembrane signaling receptor activity. The record is from RefSeq and is a predicted model, not a curated record. Gene Ontology annotation, biological process: monoatomic ion transmembrane transport.
AUGGGCCCAGGACUGGGCUUGGUGGCAUCAUGUUUCUGUUGCCUGAUGUGUCUCGUCCCUGCUCUCAGGCCCGCGGGGUCAUCAGAGAAGACCUUGAUCCGUGACCUUCUCCACCGCUACCAGCAGGAGGGCACGUCAGGACGGCCGGUCGUCCACCCACGGGACACGAUCAUGGUCAACUUCAGCCUCUCCCUCAUCCAGAUCUUGGACGUCGAUGAGAAGAACCAGGUGCUCAAGACCAAUAUUUGGUAUCACUAUAGAUGGCGAGACAUCCUGCUACAGUGGAACCCCAAGCUGCAUGAUAACAUCACCAGCAUACGUGUGCCUUCAGAACAAAUUUGGCUCCCUGAUAUUGUACUUUAUAACUUCGCCGACAACCGCCUAUCAGAGCAGCGUGAAGCCCUUGUUGUGGCUGACCACACGGGCCACCUACUGUGGAUGCCUCAGGCCAUACUCAACAGUUCCUGCGACUUCGACACCCUCUUCUUCCCCUUUGAUGAGCAGACGUGUCACCUCAAGUUUGGCUCCUGGAGUUACAACGGCGACAUGCUCAACAUUGACUUUAUAGUUCGCCAGAUGGAUCUCAGCGACUACAUGAAAUCCAACGAGUGGGACGUGGUAGAGAACAGCGCCGUUAAACACGUCAAGUUCUACACCUGUUGCCCCGAGCCAUACCCGGAUAUGACGUUCACACUACGCCUGAAGAGAAGAGUUGCUUUCUAUACCUUCAUCCUCCUGUUGCCCUGCGCCCUUCUCUCCCUCCUGACCAUGGUCAUCUUCUGGGUCCCUCCUGAGUCGCCAGCCAAGCUACAGUUGGGUAUGAACAUAUUCCUCGCCUUCUUCAUCCUCCUCAAGUUGUUGGCGGCCUUCACACCUAGAGCAGCCACCUCGCUGCCUCUUAUAGGUGUGUACUUCUGCCUGAGUAUGAUCAUGAUCACCCUGUCGACUGUCCUGGCCUGUCUGUCUGCCAACAUGUACCUCAGGGGCGUCAGGAUCAACAGGGCGCCACGGUGGCUGCGCUCUUGUAUCAUCGAUACUGCUGCCAAAAUCCUGCGCGUGAACGAGGUGACGGAAGAGCGACGUCAUCACCCGGUCACGCCCAGAAAAACCUGGUCCACCUACGUCACGGGCGAGAAGAGCCAAUCGGAUCCCGAGACGUUGGUAGCUAAGACACACCUCCUGGAGUGUCAGUCCAGCUUCCGGUUGGAGAGAAAAUAUUAUGGCGCCUUCAAUGAUGUGACAGCUGACUUCUGCGAGCCUUCAACAUCCACAGCCUUCCCGCCAUGCCCAGACAAUAUGGCCGGCCUGUAUGCCGAGAAUUCCACGCUACUAGAAGACGUGUGUGAGGUACGUGAGAUGAUGGACGACGAGGUAACGAGCGACGAGGGCAGAGAGACAUACCGGAAGUACGUUCGUGAGUGGCAGCUCAUCUCAUGCGUGACGGACAGGAUUUUCUUCACCUUCUACAUCCUGGUCAACGUCAUCGGCCUCGUCUUUCUCAUACUGAAAAACUAUCUGACGUGA